ACGCUUAACAUAGACGUCAACUGCUACGCCAACGACACGAACCCUAGAUUGUUUGUUUGCAAGACAUCGAGCUACAAGCGGUUGUUAAAGUUUCAUGAUCAGCGACCGACUGAGAAAGCAGAAGAAGCUAAAAAGGAAAUACAAGACGCCUUUCAAGCUAGGCCAAGGGCUAAACGCUUGCUUCGACCUACAGAUGGAGAUCAGGAGGAAAUAAGCGCAUGCUUGCCGUCAACAAACCGGGCGAAGGCGUCGAGAACACUGCAAUAGGGAGCUUACGAAUCGAUGACUUCUUUCUCGACGACGACUUUAGGUGACGUCAUCUACUUUGUCGUCGCCGUUUGCCAUUGCGCGCCAAAUUUAGCUUACGAGUUGCGGACGUCGACGCGGAGAUUUCCCGCCAAAUUUAAGUCGCAGACUGACUUUUUUUUAUUUAGAAUAAUAGUUUUAUCAACGUCUUCAUUAAAGUGCCGAACUUCAGAGAAAACAGAGAGUGUAUCGCAUAUGCCCACUGAAAAGGAUUUAUCAACGACAGGCAGUUUCUUUUGCUGUAUGAUGCCAAUACUUCAAAGAACCAUGACUUUCCAUAUUGAAAGGAUGAUCGAUUCGAUUUAGACGAGCUUGGAAAUGACCAGUGCAAAGCUGAAUUCCGAUUUUACAAAAAUGACAUUUUCAAGCUUGCUGAAUAUCUUCAGUUACCAGAUGAGAUUGUUACUUAUAACGGCCUAGUAGUUGGAUCGAUUCCUGCUUUAUGUAUCUAUCUCAAGCGCUUUACGUAUCCUCGCCGUUACGGGGACAUGGUUUCUCACUUUGCAAGACCUGUUCCGGAGCUUUAUAUUAUUACAAACCACAUGAUUGACUGGAUCUAUAACCGAUGGCAUCACUUACUCUCAAGGUAUAAUCAUGACCUGCUUUCCCCGGCAAAUCUUAUGUUGUAUGCUGAUGCGAUAUAUCGAUCAGGCGCAGCUUUGGAAAACUGCUGGGGGUUUAUUGAUGGAACAGUGCGGCCAGUGUGUAGGCCAGUAGAAAACUAGAGAGCCAUCUAUAAUGCCAUAAAAGAGCACAUUCCGUAAAAUUCUAAUCAGUAGCGUUACCUAAUAGGCUGGUUGGUCAUUUAUAUGGUCCAGUAGAAGGAAAACGUCACGACAGUACGUGGUAUGCUGGCCUUGUCUGGACUUUUACAAGACCUGCAAAGAUUUUUUCUAAUUCACCAGUCACUGGUUUACCUAUGUGUGUGUACGGCGACCCUGCAUACCCUCUUAGAGCACACUUACAGCGACCUUAAAAGGGAGCAGUGUUGACACUACAUCAACAAGAAUUCAACAAAUCUAUGAGCAGUGCCCGUGUUUCAGUUGAAUGGGUUUUUAAUGAUAUAAUCAACUGUUUCAAAUUUUUGGAUUUUGAAAAGAACCAUAAAGUUGGUUUAAGUGCUGUGGGUAAAAUGUACAUAGUUUGUGCCUUGAUGCAAAACGUCCUCACUAUUUUAUAUGGUUCUGUUACCUCAGAGUACUUUGGUAUCAAUCCACCAGUUUCAGAUGAUUAUUUUAUUUAAUUAUUGGCAACGAUAAAAUGUUAAAGGGAUUACACAAGCAAGGACAUACAUCAGGAUACAUCCUCAAAAUAAAACGUUUCAUGAUUCAUCAAAUUUUGGACAUUAAGAAGCAUUGACGAAUACUGACGGCUGUGUAAAAAUUCCAGUAGAGAUGGUAAAAAAACCCUUCUCAUUAUCAAAAGCAAGCUUGCACAAUUUUUGUAAUACUCGUUGGAAGGUAAACAGGUUAAAUUAAGGCGGCAAAGCGAAAAUCUAGCUUUGUAUGUAUAAUAAAAACAACAACAAAAUGAAUUCAAUGUCUCUUUUUCAAGAGUUCAAGUAGUGCAUGGCUUUGUUGUUGUUGUUGCUGCAUAAACAUUUGACACAUCAUCUGGAACUGCUCUUGUUGAUUUUUCAACUGGUCUUGAAAUUGCCUGGACAUUUCUUGCUGUUGUUGAAACAUCAGGUUUUGUUGAGCCAAUGCCCUUUCUUCUUGUUUCUUUCUAAACUCUUUUUCUUCCUUCUUCUGCUCACAUUCCUUCUCCGUUGCUUCUCUUAAAUAGUCCAUCGUUUCGUUUGGUGUAUGUUUUCUUUUUUUCCGCGGUUGAUCAUCUCCGGCUCUUUUCUUUGUCUCACCAAGACGUUCAAUGGCUUUGUUUCGCAUUUCUUCGGCGGAAGCUUUAUCUUUAGCUGUUUUAUCGGAAAUUUUCUCCGAUUCUCUUUCUUGUUCUUCUUUUCUCUCGAGGUAAUCCUCCAUUAUUACAUCGAUUUCUGAUUUCUCUGGCGAAAUUCCAGAUGCAUUUCCCUCGAAUCGAUCCUUCCUCUUAAAGUCUCUUUCCAGUAUCUUUAGUCUGUCUCUGAUCAACGUUUGUGACACAUUGAAGAAUGGCUCUUGUAACUGAUUCAGGCUUUCAGCAAUUCGGUCGAGGCAAUUUCCUCUUUCACGACUUCCUAAUUUGUACUUCCACAGUUCGAAUAGCAUAACCUCUUUUUCCAACAAGACAUCGUGUUCGUUUGUCCAUUUCAUCGAGUUCCUGAAAUAGCAGUCGAUAUCUAAUCAAAGACAGUAUAUUUUAAAGGACUGAAAUAUCAAACUUAAACACAAAUUUUCAAUUGACAAAAUUUUUCAGGAUAUCUGACUGAAUCCUCGCAUCGCUUGUGCUGCAUCUUCUGACUACUCGAGAGCGUUGAAAGAACAUUUGUUUACUAUUCAAAACUGAUUUAUAACCAAUGAAUGGAUAAAAACUUAGAACCUUUGAAUGAAGAAGACUACUUUCUUUUACAGUUUAUCUCUCUUGGCAUCUGAAUUGACCUUAAAACGCCAAUUUUUCCUUUUAUUUAUUCCCUUACCGUGCGUUUGAAGGGCUUGGGUCAUUCUUUUCGCAGGUUGACAUCUUUCCUGUUUGAUAAAUAGGAACUAUGGCGUGUAUAACAUUCAAUGAAGUAAAAAGCUGUUUCAGGAAAGCUCCUGUUAGCAUAUUUGGAAGGUAUUUGCAGAUUAAGUGUUAGAUUCAGCAAAUAUUCCGAACAAAACGUACCUUUCGACGCGUUGCUACGAAGACGACUUCAAAACCGCUCUUCUGAAGUCGUCGCCUCCUUCAAGACGACACGCGAAAUAAUGCCACAUCUGGUAGGGCAUGCGCAUAAACUACUUCUAGUGUUGAGACUUCGUCGUGCUCUGGGAAGUCAUCGAUUCGUAAGCUCCCUAAUUUAGCUCGGCCAACGUCUCCUCUACCACUUGUACUUCUUCAUUUGGCAGUCCGCCACUGCUAGCUGGAGCGAACCCGCUUAGUUAUGUUCGUGGCUUCCUAUCACCGGUACAGGAAAUCGGCCCGAAUUAUCGAGUGUUUCCACACGUUGGUACAACGCAAGACUUUCGUCCCCCUUUGACCUCAACCCCGUCGUGCUCGUCGGCAAACCUCAGUGGAAACAGCCGCGUGGAAACUCACAGGUGAGGCUAUCCGUGCAGUAUCCCAGCAAAAGCCUGAACAAAACUCUGCACGGAAGUUAUCAGAAAGUUGGUAAAGCGCUAGCUUAUGGGGUUCCCUCAAGGAUUGCGACAGCAGUAAUGAAUUGCCUGCCGGUGAGAAAUCACAUUUUAGGAAAGGUGAUGAAAGUGGUCUCAAAUGAAGUAACUGGUCUGGUUCAAAAGUAA
This is a messenger RNA of Porites evermanni, 3683 nucleotides long. The record is from the annotation of a GenBank genome assembly. Lineage: Eukaryota; Metazoa; Cnidaria; Anthozoa; Scleractinia; Poritidae.